This is a messenger RNA of Perkinsus marinus ATCC 50983, 940 nucleotides long. RefSeq lists its product as hypothetical. The record is from RefSeq and is a predicted model, not a curated record. NCBI's taxonomy places the organism in Eukaryota, Perkinsozoa, Perkinsida, Perkinsidae. The annotation marks the transcript as partial. Gene Ontology annotation, cellular component: mitochondrial inner membrane. The transcript has 2 exons. Gene Ontology annotation, molecular function: S-adenosyl-L-methionine transmembrane transporter activity.
CAAGUAUCUUGGCUCUGUCUCACGCUUUCAUGGAUAUACUAUCUCCGACCACCCCGAUAGCGGCAGCUGGGGCAUCCAUGUUUACCAAGUGCCUCCUGUAUCCGGCAGAUACCUUGAAAUGCCGUGUACAGGCUGGUGUCAUUCGGCGUGGCCCUGUGACCCUGACCACACUCUAUCGUGGUCUACUACCCAAGCUGGUGCUCUAUGUUCCAUACCAGUCUCUGUAUAUGACAUCAUAUCAGUUCUAUCGGAGAUCUUUUUCUGGCUCGAUGCUCGCAAAUCAGCACCCACUUCUCAUAACAGGCAUUUCUGGGGCUCUAGCUGAGAUGACUGGUGCGUGCAUUCGUCUCCCAAUGGAGGUACUCAAGCAGAGGAUGCAGACAGGUCGAUAUGAGAACCUUAGAGUUGCCCUGCGAUCGACUAUCAAAUCACCACUGGGCUUCAUCAAUGGCCGAGUGUUCGUAGCUCAGACCAUUCUGCAUGACAUCCCCUUUGGGAUCAUCCAAUGGACAGCUUUCGAGACUAUUACCCACCGAGUUGAGACUAAGAGAAGCAAUGAUGGAUCUACUGGACCGUGGGUCCAUCUAGCAGCUGGAACACUGUCAGGAUCGAUAGCGGCUGUACUCACGAACCCGAUGGAUGUCGUGAAGACUAGAGUCGUCACCACGCCGAUGAGUGAGGGAACACCGGCUAUAUCUAGCGUCAUACGAUCAAUCCACGCUGAGGGUGGUGCUAGGGGAUUCCUUAGAGGUUCCCUGUUGAGGCUACUGCAUGUUGCCCCCAGUAAUGGGGUCUAUCUUGCCUUGUUCAGCUUUCUAAACUCCACCCUUGCUAAUAUUGAAUAGCUUCUAUGUAGAAUAUUCCUCUUGGUAUAUGUUCCUUGCGAUAUUCCUCGUACAAUUCAACAUUGAUAACUGCUAUCAUCACUGCGCUUUCCUGU